AUGAGCAAGGUAUCGCAGCAGAACGGCGCCGCGGGCGUGAAUGGAAUAAGCGUCAUCCACACUCAGGCUCACGCCAGCGGCUUACAGCAGGUUCCCCAACUGGCGCCCGCCGGCCCUGGGGGCGGAGGCAAAGCCGUGCCUCCCAGCAAGCAGAGCAAAAAGAGCUCGCCCAUGGAUCGCAGCAGCGACGAGUACCGUCAGCGCCGGGAGAGGAACAACAUGGCUGUGAAAAAGAGCCGGUUGAAAAGCAAGCAGAAAGCGCAGGAUACACUGCAGAGAGUCAAUCAGCUCAAGGAAGAGAAUGAACGGUUGGAAGCAAAAAUUAAAUUGCUGACUAAGGAAUUAAGUGUACUGAAAGACUUGUUCCUUGAGCACGCACACAACCUCGCAGAUAACGUGCAGCCCAGUAGCACUGAAAAUUCAACCAGUCCUGCUAAGGCCGGGCAGUAG
Rangifer tarandus platyrhynchus (Svalbard reindeer) is the source of this 450-nucleotide messenger RNA. The record is from the annotation of a GenBank genome assembly. Lineage: Eukaryota; Metazoa; Chordata; Mammalia; Artiodactyla; Cervidae.